Pseudocercospora fijiensis CIRAD86 is the source of this 794-nucleotide messenger RNA. RefSeq lists its product as uncharacterized. The record is from RefSeq and is a predicted model, not a curated record. The transcript has a single exon. Lineage: Eukaryota; Fungi; Ascomycota; Dothideomycetes; Mycosphaerellales; Mycosphaerellaceae. Bases 5 to 367 code for a protein of 120 amino acids.
GGCCAUGCAGAUUAAUUUCGAUGUCUGUAUGCAGUGUAUGAUCGUCUCCGCAGCCUCCUCACAGCUCGGCAAAUGCGAAUACGUACAAGCGUCUCUCGCCUCAGCCUUGUAUGCCUUCAACUCCACACUCACACAAGCGUUCAGAUUCCCAGGUUUCGCAGCGUUGCUGAAUCGAAUUCCCUACUUCCCUGGCUUGGUCGAAUCUUCAGGACAUGGCUUCGCCCCCACACCUUUGAACGUCAACGACUCGUGUCUUCGCACCGAUCUCGAAGGGACUCAAGCCUUCCUUCGGUCUACACUCCUUGGCUGUGGAGUAACGUGUGAGUCCAUCCGGACUCAUAGCCCAGACCUGGUGCGUAUGAAGUAGAUCCUGUGUGCACAGCCAUAAAGUCUUGGCAGACUCGAUACAGUAAUUUUGCCGACAUAUUAUCAUUCAGCCUAAGAAUCGUCCCAGCUUGCUGUAGACUCCCUGAUCAAGUAGAGAUCCUGUUUCACAUGGUAGGAGCUAAUCGGUCAUUGUGCAAUAAUACCCGACUACUUCCACACUUCUAAGCCCAGAUGAGCAUCUUUCAAUCUUGCCUUUGCAGGUUCAGACUAUACAAGCUGGCCAUUCCUUAAUUGGGCCGUCGUGGCAAGGCCCUGGUGCUGCACUAUUUUGAUGUCGUUCCCCGUUCAUCGGCCAUCGUCACGCUGGCUCCUCGAUUCUCUUUCGAUCUUUCUCAAUUCCAUCUCGACCAGACGGACGCAGACAUCAGCAACGUCACUGCCAGUUCGCCAGCUCCGUAGAGUGACGC